Molecule: messenger RNA, 4750 nt
Organism: Paramisgurnus dabryanus
Lineage: Eukaryota; Metazoa; Chordata; Actinopteri; Cypriniformes; Cobitidae
Gene: fgf11a
Product: fibroblast growth factor 11a
Molecular function (GO): growth factor activity
Source: RefSeq, a predicted model, not a curated record
CACAGUCACUGGUUCACACACUUUCUCAAUCACUCUCAUCCGCGCACACACACGUCCUCGUAUGGAAUCAGAGGUGCCUUGCUAAAGAGACUCUUAUACAGACGCUUGUGGGAGUAAAAAUACUUUCAUCAGUCUGCGCUCUGAACAAAAUUCUGGAAAAUUGGGUUAAAGCUGAGCACGGGAACACAGGACCUAAAGGCACCUGGGGAUGUUCUUUAGACGGGACCUUCAUGGUAAAACCAGCAUCUGGAGUUAAUCGAUACCCAGGAGCGUCUGUACCGGACAGAUGCCUGCAACAUUCAUCCUGAGCAUUUCUUUCUCUCCCUCAUCUUUUCAUUAUUGCCUCCCUGCUCUCCUCUCAGCUGGUGUGAAGGACACAGAUCUAAGUCCUCCUCAGCGCGCUCUCAGUGCCUGGAUGUCUUACAGGAGGGAGGUUUGAUGCUCCCCUGCUUGGUCUCUCUACUUGCUCUCGCUCGUUCAUGAAUGUCACCUCUAUCCGUGGAAGCCGCUGGAAUUUACAAACAUAGGAGCUGACGGAGAAGAGCAAAGGGGAAUGUCAAGAGGGCUGAGGAGGAAGAUAACUUUCCAGAUUCAUCUGUCAACUCAUCUGCUGACCCAGACAUGAGGUCCAGGGUCAAACGCAUCAGUUUUUGACUUGUACUCAUUGUGUCUUUCUUUCUUCGCAUUUGUGGUCACAGUCUGAUGGAUGCGAUACUUGAAACCAGGUAAUGGAUUUUCUGAGUUCAAGUACGAUUGUCUCAGGAUAUCAGUGUUUAUGUCCAUAGGAUCUGUUUUUUUUUAUGGUCUUCUGUCACUUCUGAGGAUGUAACGAUUGGAUGUUUUUCUGAACUUGCAUGAUAUUUGAGGAUCGGCAGUUGAUCCAAAACUAAAACUGAAAGGAAGUGAGGCACGAGAGUUUGUGCCUGACAGGGUGGAACACAAUCGCAGGAACGAGUGAUAUAGACAGACCGACGGAGAGAGUAUGGUGGCACGGUGUCUAUUUCAAUUAUCUGUCAAAAUACAACUACAGCUACAUGGAUCAUGUACCGCCACUUUCCAACUGUGCAACACUAAACAAGUCUCACCAAGGAGAUCUUUUAUUGACCGAAAUUACAAUAUCAGGAAUUCUGCAUGCCAGGACUAGUUUGAUAGCCAAAAAAGAAAAUAAAGUUAAUUUUGAACUUCGCUAGGGUUAUGCCCCACCCCCUUUUUCCUGAACCUAACCCCUUUGGUUGCCUAUUUAGUUGUGACACGUUCUCCCAUUCGGUAUUGUGGGAGAGUCUGCUUCACUCUAAACGUCUGCCCUAGUCUGGUCCUCUUCUCUGUGGCCCUGGGUGAUCGAACAGGUGGGCGGCCCACUGACGCCCUCUGCGCCCCACGGGUGAGCGGGGAACGGCAAAAUGGCUGCCCUCGCCAGCUCGCUGAUCCGGCAGCGAAGGGAAGUCAAGGACCCCCAGGCCAACCGCCAGAUCACCAACAAACGAAAACCUUGCCCCAAGAGCAACAAGUCACUCUGCCAGAAACAGAUCCUAAUACUUAUCUCCAAAGUCCGGCUUUGUGGCACCCGAGGGAGAAAGUUAGAGAAAAGACCCGAACCUCAGCUAAAAGGCAUCGUCACUCGUCUGUUUUGUCGUCAUGGCUUCUACCUGCAGAUGUUACCCAAUGGCACCCUGGACGGCACAAAGGACGAAAGCAGCUCCUUCUUGUUGUUCAACUUGAUUCCUGUGGGUCUGAGAAUAGUUGCCAUCCAGAGCACCAAGACAGGCCUCUACAUCGGCAUGAACAGCGAAGGCUACCUCUACACAUCAGAACAUUUUACACCCGAGUGUAAGUUUAAGGAGUGUGUGUUUGAGAACUAUUAUGUGACAUACUCAUCGAUCUUGUAUCGUCAGACACAGUCGGGUCGGGCUUGGUAUAUUGGAAUUAACCGAGAUGGAGAGGUCAUGAAAGGAAACCGGGUCAAAAAGACGAAAGGUGCAGCCCACUUUCUGCCCAAGCUCAUAGAGGUUGCCAUGUACAGGGAGCCAUCGCUACAUGAAAUUGGUGAACAAAGUCCACCUAGGAAAACAGCCAAAACGUCAGACUCGCCUGUCCAUAAAAAUGGCAAGAAAGACCCUGUGCUACCUGCCCCUGCAGCAUCCUAGCGACAGGAGACGGAAAGCAAUGUGUGUUGACCUUUCACUGAUCCUCAAAACUAUUUUCCUACACUGCAUCAGGGCUUGAAAAGACCCUUGUCGACAGGUCUAAAGCCCAUUGCAUUCCUUGGUCUCUCCCACUUUCCUAAUCCAGUGGAAUACCGAGCAAUAAUAACGGGAAUGGUCUGGAUUCAGAGUGUUUCUCAAGCACACUCCACUUUGGAGUGGCCAUGCCACUUUCAUAAGAACACCUACACUUGAAAGAAGGGAUCUUCGUCUUCCUUAUUCUUUUCUAUUUACUUAACAAGAAACACUGUCAAGCAAAUUCUUAAUUCAAUUUAAACUCCCCUUAUUUGUUCAGGCGUCCCCCAUAUCUGUUUAACUGAAGUACCUCUGAAAUGUUUUGUCAUGACUAGGACGGGUUUAUAAUCUCCUAACCCAUAUUUACCUCGACUGCACUUUGAUUAGCUUGAGACAUCAAAGCCAUUUUCCACAUCAUAACACAGGAGCCCUGCAUACUCUCUCGGGAACUAUUAGGAAUGCUGGCACAUACAUACAUACAUAAUAUCUAAAUAAAUAAAACUUCCCCUCCUCUUAAGAUGAUAAUGUUGAGAGCCUUUCGACCUUAGGCAGUGAAACCCUUUUUCUUUGCUCAUCAUCUUUAUGCUGAUGAGUCUGUGUAGGGGAGAAAUGCGUGUGUGCGUUUAACAGCAAUACGAUAUCAUUUGUAAGAUGACUUAUAACAGAGGGAGUAGGGCUGCAUUAUUGUUUCUUUUUGUUUUGAUAAGUUGUUGUUUCGCUCAUUGCAAUAGCAAUAUUGUUACAGCUGUACUUUUCUCCCCUCUUUUUAGUAUGCGUGUUAUUUCGGAGCAGGGCAGAAUUGAUGCAGUGUGCUGACUACUGGGGCUGCAAGUUUUCCAAAGUUCAUGUCCCUAUAUUCAAUUCCAUUCUAUUAGAUUUGCCUGAGAGCAGGGCAAAUGAAACAAAACAAAUGGCAAAAAUGUCCAAUUCUUGUUCGUUUCUCUCUGGUAAAACUGGAAGAGCUUUCAGAAAAGAAACUUUGGAAGUGACCUCUUUUUUGUUUUUGUAGACUUUGCACAAGGACCUAAUGAAAAAUUAUACUUGUAGAUUUACUGUAAUCAUUUUUAAGCUUCACAAAGAUUUGCUAUAGAAAAUAUAGAUGUAUACAGUCUUGUUAAAUGUGAUUUUGGAGAUAACGUAUUAUCCCAAUUUGUUACGUGUCCUUCUGGAAUACUUGAUUCUGAUUGAUUAAUCACACAAAUGAUCUGUCUGGUAUCUCAAAUGGCUCCCACUCUCUCAUUUUAAUUGCCGUCAUCUUGCCUCUCUGUUAUUGAUUUUAUUGGAAAACACCAUGGAGGACUUUAGUAUUAAUCUUGCUGUAAAGUUGUCGCUGUGAUCAGUUUGCUGUUAAGUAGAUUGUUUUGUGUUUUGCAAUGGAUUAUUUUUCUUGGCAGAAGCUUUGGGAUUAUAAGAAAAAGUCUGAUUACGAAACAAAUUCAACAUUAAUCCAAUCAUUAUUUCAUGUAAAAAUAUUUAUAUGCUGAGUAGGCAUGUAUUAUGUGAAAUAAUGUAUAGUCAGUCUUUAAAAUAAAUCCAACAGGGUGAUGAGGAACCUUUUUUUUGCUAUGCAAAGCAAAGACCAUUAUAAAAACAUGCUGAUUGAUUUGCCUUUAAAGAGGACCUAUUAUCUACAAAAUCUUGAUUUAGUUUUCUGGUUGUAGAAUAAUAUAAUAGUACAUCAAAAAACACUCACAUAUAUUUCAUUACUGCAACACCUCUCAUCCCAGACUGUCUGUAACACUUCCAACCUUUAUGAAACCCUUCCUUCUGAUACAGAAGUUAAAGCCGGAGCAAGAACCAGGUUUGCUAAGUUUUGUUUGUCUGAUUAUUCUGACUUGUUGUUUCCGGACGGUUUCGGUGCAUGAUAUACGUCACGACCACAUGUUAGCGAUUGGCUUUGGCAGAUCCUGAGUGACUCUGGGCAGAUCCAAUAGUUUUAAACUUCAACAAUGGACCCUCCUUAACAGAAGUAACGCUUUGCAAUGGAGCGUGGCCAGACUCUCUGUACAAAUGAAAUGAAUGUACGAGAGUCUGGUUGGACCAGGCUAGCUAGUGUGUUAAAGCUGUAUUAAACCUCAUGUAUAACACCGAAUAUUCAUUGAAAGUCCUCUAAGGGGCCAAUCACACCAAAUGCAUUUGAAACGCUGGGAAGCCGCACUGCCUUUUUUGUCACUUUUAAAAAGAGCAGUACGGCGCGACUUUUAAUAUUACUAGGCAACCACUGAAUCAGCUGUCUUGUCAAUCAAAUAUUGAAGCGUGAGCGCUCUUUUGCUGUUAACUGUCAUAUAAGCAUAAACUUUAAAAAGAGGAUGUUUGCUCUGACCUUGAUCGAGAGUGAGAGGUGUACACAGAAAAGAGUGAUGAGUGAGUGUAGUCAUUUGUUGCAAACAACUGUAAACUUCCGUCACCACAACGGAAGGCCCGAUUUUCCCCUCAUUUGAUUGGACAAUGAAAAAACCCGAAUGAUGUCAGACGUUUCACUCUCAGCGAUCCAUCAAAACGUGAACUGCGCAUGAACAAAACGUGUUUGGAGC